ACGGCCAAAAGUUGAACGUAGUUGCUGCUGCUCAGUUCAGUGUUUACUACGCUUCGAGAUAAAUCGAUUCUUUUUUUGUGCUUCGUCGCCUAGCAGCUCGUAUACAAAAAAAUUAGAGGGUUUUGAUUACAGAUCACAAUUGUUGUAAAAAAAAUCUUCCCUCGGUGGAAAACGGUUUGUGCGACAUUUUGUUAAAUAAUUGUGCGGUAGAUUGUUACCUUGCAAAGCGUUUAUGUGAAAAAAGGAAUGAAUUGAAUAUCGGCAGGACGUUCCCUGGGCAUGUUGGAAGGGAAGCAGGAAAGAGAGAAGAAAAAUUUUCAUCAGCAUCAACAAAAAAUGUUUAUUUCAAGUGAAAGUGUAAAAGAAUGAUUGCCUGCGCAUAUCAAUCCUCCGCCUGUGUGUUCGUUAGCAACGAGUAGAAGAAAAUAAAGGCACUGUGGUGUAUCAGAGUAAUAGGUGAAAGACAACGUAAUGCUGUAAAUCGUUACACUGUGGUCCCUUGCACAGCAGCUUCUACGUAGGAUAGAUUUCGUAAGGCGUCAGAAACAUCAUGUUCCUUGACAGUCCUCCUCUGAUAACCGAGAUGGACGAGGAAGAGGACAUUGCCGACAUCCGAGAGCAGAUAUUCCACAACACCGUGCGAGAGCAUAUCAUAUUCCUGCUGUUGUUUCUGCUUCUCUACCUCGGCAGUUUUGCACUGAUCGGCCGGUUCAGACGACGCGACCGGGAGGACUUAUUUUCCACGGACGACGACGAGGUUACUGUUUAUAGAAUUAGCUUAUGGCUGUGCACAUUCUCAUUGGCCGUGGCCGUGGGUGCAGCUCUGCUCCUGCCGAUAUCAAUCGCCAGCAACGAGGUUCUGAUACUCUACCCAAACAGCUACUACGUGAAGUGGCUCAACAGUUCGUUGAUUCAAGGUCUUUGGAAUCAUGUGUUUCUGUUCUCCAACCUGGCGCUGUUUGUGCUGCUACCGUUCUCCUAUCUCUUCACCGAGUCAUCUGGCUUCAUUGGCCACAAAAAGGGCGUGAUGGCACGGGUCUACGAGACGUUCACCGUAUUCUCGAUGCUCGCUUUCAUCGUCUUCGUAAUGACGUACCUCGUAUCGGCGCUCCGCGAACCCGAUCGGAAUACAUUUCAAGCGCUGUUUAAUUUAGGAAAAUAUCAUCUGCCAUUUCUGUACUCGUGCGUAUCAUUCUUGGGAGUUAUCUUAUUGUUAGUUUGCACUCCGAUGGGCUUCGUACGACUAUUUGGCGUUGUCGGGCAGGUGCUGGUGAAGCCAAACCUACUGCGGGACGUAAACGAAGAGUUUCACGCGUUCAACCUGGAAGAAGCCAGCGUGAGACGAAGGCUAGCCAACGCUAACCUCAACAUUGAACUGAGAAGUGUGACGACGAUCGAUCAAUCGCCGUCGAAACUGUGUGCCGGUCUGGAGGACAUGUAUCAACUCCGGGCGACUAACAACGGUACCGUCGCUGAAUGCACUAAACUAUUCGAAAGACUGAGAGAGCUUGAGGCUGAUAGAAAAUCAUUAGAUAAGCAACGCAGUUCGUCCGCGUUACAGAGAAAUCUAGUUUAUCCGCUGGCAAUGUUGUUAUUGCUGCUGCUAACGGGAGUCACCGUUCUGCUGGUUGUGCAAAACACACUCGAGCUUCUGAUUGGAAUUAAGGCGGUUCCCUUAAGUACAAGGCAAUUCACCUUGGGAAUUACAUCCCUGUCGAAACUGGGACCACUGGGAGCCGCUCUGGAAGUAUGCGUGAUCAUGUAUCUGGGCGUGACCUCAGCCGUGGGUCUGUACACGAUGCCAUUCAUGCGCAACGUUCGUCCGGUGCGACGGAAAACUUCACUCUCCCAAGUGAUCGCGAAUUGUGCGCUGGUCCUGAUACUGAGUUCUGCCUUGCCACUGUUGUCGCGCAUUCUAGGCAUUACGAACUUCGAUCUCCUCGGGGACUUUGGCCAAAUCGAGUGGCUGGGCAACUUCAUGAUCGUGUUGCUGUACAACGUGAUAUUUGGUACGGCAGCGACGCUCUGUCUGGUGAACAAAUUCACCGCAACCGUGCGGCGGGAGCUCUGCGCGCGAUUGAAGGCCCUGUUCGACUACAGCAGCCAUCUGGAAUCCAAUAUGUAUCACAAUACCCAGUCUCACUCAAGCCAAACCAACCAGCAUCAGCAUCUGGAAUCGCACAACACCGAAAACGCAGAAACUAGCGAUGCGCAUAUUACCCACAGAUUAAAUCAUGCCGUCGAGACUGAAACAAAUGGGAAUGCCGUCACAAAACCUGGCGUUCUUGCCACAUCGAACGGAACGGAGAGCAAAAAAAUGCUCUGAACACAAAUUUUACAAAUGACUGACUCAACUGUAACCUAUUUUAAUCAGUUUAGUGACACUGUGUGAUAUUAGCAUUUCUAUUUGUGAGUUGCUGCAUAAAAGGAUUCAAACUCGAGAAACACAUGGAACGCGUUUAUAAAUUUGACGAGAAUGUGUUACAAAACAUCAGUAUUGCAGAGAAGAGUGACAUUGAAUUCAAAUAAAUCCGAACAUCGCAUGAGCAGCGCAACAAGUGUU
Messenger RNA from Toxorhynchites rutilus septentrionalis, 2563 nucleotides. It is a transcript of the gene lili, whose product is annotated as protein Lilipod. The record is from RefSeq and is a predicted model, not a curated record. Bases 551 to 2326 code for a protein of 591 amino acids. Gene Ontology annotation, molecular function: transmembrane signaling receptor activity. The transcript has 11 exons. NCBI's taxonomy places the organism in Eukaryota, Metazoa, Arthropoda, Insecta, Diptera, Culicidae. Gene Ontology annotation, biological process: signal transduction.